Molecule: messenger RNA, 2141 nt
Organism: Actinia tenebrosa (Australian red waratah sea anemone)
Lineage: Eukaryota; Metazoa; Cnidaria; Anthozoa; Actiniaria; Actiniidae
Product: transmembrane protein 43
Biological process (GO): nuclear membrane organization; lipid metabolic process
Cellular component (GO): nuclear inner membrane
Source: RefSeq, a predicted model, not a curated record
ACGUUUUGUAACAAGAGAAAGCGGAAGUGGGUCAAACACUGUUCAAAGUGUUUCAGUUCACUUCAACCACAAGCAAUUCACCUGUAAUCUUGGUAUUAUUUUACCUUCUUUGUUCGUAAAUCAAGCACUUUUGGACGAAGCCAUGUAUCGAGCACACCACCCCAAUGAUCCAGGAAUGCAUAUCAACAGUGAUUCAGACAGCCAUACCAGAUUAACCUACAAGGAUAAUCCAGGCUUUUUAGACAGAUUACAAAGCAGCUGUGGUGCUACAGUCUUUGGUAUUUUAUUGGUUAUCUUUGCAUUUCCUGUUUUGUACUGGAAUGAGGGUAGAGCAGUGGAAACAGCAAUGGCACUUGAUGAAGGGCUGAGAGCAGUCGUUUCAUUACCAUCAAUCACUGAAAUCCAAAGACAAUAUCAAGACAAAUUGGUUCACUUGACAGGACCCUUGAAGACUGGCAUGGUUUUAAAUGAUGGAGAAUAUGGUGUUGCUCUUAAAGCAGUCAAACUCAAAAGAGAAGUUGAGAUGUUUCAAUGGGUAGAGCAUCAGUCGACUAAGGAGUUUGACGAAGGUGGAAAAACAAGGGUAGAGACAACCUACACGUACAAUCAAGAGUGGCAAUCCAGUAUCCAAAAUAGUAAUCAAUUUGACGAUCCAUCUAGACAUCGCAACCCUGCAUCAAUGCCUGUAUCAGCAUAUGUCAAGGUUGCUGACUUGGUGUAUGUUGGGGAAUUCAAGCUUUCUAAAGGUCUUGUCGACAAAAUUGAGAACUAUCAACGCUUUAUCCCAAGAGAAGUUCCGUCUGGAAAGACCGUGGUGUUGCAGGAUGGAAUAUUCUAUCACUCUAACGAUCCCUUGCAUCCUAGGGUUGGUGACGUGCGAGUUACCUUUUCUUACGCUGGUUUAAGCGGCAAGCCAGGCUCAAAUCUCGGUGAACCACAAACAGUCAGUAUUGUAGCCCGACAGUAUGGAUCGCAGCUUACCCAUUAUCAUACAAGUUCAGGACAUUCAUUGGAGCUUCUUUAUAUUGGAGAGAUGAGCGCCAAGGAAAUCUUUGAGGCUGAGCACGCCGCUAAUACAGCGAUGACUUGGAUCUUGCGUGGAGUUGGUUGGCUGAUGUUGUUCUUUGGUUUUCUGUUGUCCACAAGUAUUCUCAGCACUUUAGUUUCUUGGUUACCCAUCGUGCGUGAACUGGUCGGUCUUGGCAUCACUCUCAUUUGCUUUUGCUUAGCCUCGUCAUUAUCUUUGGUUACCAUAGCGAUAGGAUGGAUCUCCCAUAGGCCUUUGCUGGGUAUCGCUCUUCUGGCAGCAGCCGCUGUCCCGAUGUUACUGUCCAGACUUAACAAAAACAAGAAGAAGGAAUCGAAGAGCUUUGAAUGAACGACUGCCUUAGUAUUUAAAUGUUUAAGGUUUCAUAGAUAAAUAUAGAUAAGAUUUGUUUUAGUUUUUAUUUGCAGUGUUUAUUAGCACUAUAAUGGGAAGUCACCAUCACUGUAAGAACGGAUAGCUAGAACGAGAAUGCAUAUCAAUGCAAGUUUUUAGUUUUCGUUAUUUUUUUCUUAGCAAACUCAAAACAAACUUCAAGUCCUGUUAGCGACCAAAAGCUUUUUGUCGCUUUUUCACAAAAGAAUAUCUCCACAGUGAACUUUUAGAUAAUUCUUGUUAAGUAAAAGCGCUUACGUUAAAAAAGGUUCAUUAAUUCUACCGCCAACACUGAUGAAUAGAGAAAAAAGAUAAAGCGCUUUUUAAAAGUUUUUGCGACCUGGGCAAUUCUAGACAAUACUCUUUAUUAAAGUCAAUCCAGUUUACAAUGAUAUUUUGAUUGGCAGAGGUCAAAAGCCUAACCUCUUCUAGAAGUUGUGGACCCUAGCAACAGUUUUAAUCUUCAGAAUGUAUAUGAAAAGACGUAUUUUAAGAGAUGUAACUAAUACAGACUGUACUAAGACGGUAGGAUAAUACAUAUGAUAAUAGCUAUGUGGAAUGAGGGUAAUAAUCUGUGAUGUGUUAAAAAAAUAUAAAUAGAUUAAAAUAAAAAUAGACGSUCAUAAGCACAUAUGGCUACUGCAAGGUUAGUGAGUUAAAUGAAUGUAAAUUUGUUGAGGAGCAUGACUAGUAAAGAUUAUAGUAUACCUUCCUUAAUUUA